CAAAUUAUAUUACGGGAUAUUUGGGUCGGCUGUUGUUGAGGCACAGACCCUAGUUGCAAGAUGCAUACAAACCACAACAUACUUUGUUGUUAAGUGAGCGUAAUGCACCAUUUAAUGCAUCCAAUUUCUUGUUGCACAUUCUAUCGAGCCCGACACGUGUUUUCGUCUUCGUUGUGGUUGAUUGGACGACCGCAAUUUGGUUCCUUGACAGAUAAAGCCAACCAAAACGAAGCUAUCAAUGCAUAGCGCUGUGCCAUGUCGGCAAUGGGGCCGGCGCUGCGCCCACACUCGCGCGGGCACCGCCGCGCCGUCGGCCACGGUCCUCCACCAAUCGCCGCAGCCCCCCGCUCCUCGCCAUCGCUUGGCGCGCUCCUCAGGCAGCACGCAGCGCCUACCCCCGGCCUCGGCCUCGAACUCCUCAGGCCCUACCAGCGGCUCCAGCUACCAGCCCAGCUCCCGGCGCAUGGCGGUGCUGCAGCAGGACGAGCACAGCUUCUUCUGGGGCCAGCCCAACAGCGGGCCAACGGCGGGGGGCGGGGGCAGUAGCAGCCACGGCAGCAGCAGUAGCGCCAUGGACUCAGGGAUCCAGCAGGGCCACGUGAGGGAGGCUUACGUGUCGCCCUCCAUGUUCCACGCCAUUGCGGCCGCGGACUCGCUGGGGGAGCUGCAGCAGCUUCUGGAGCUGGCGCUGGAGGGCCACGGCGAGGUGGAUGCAGCUGACGACUUUGACAGCGGCGGCUGGGCGGCGGAGGUGGAGGCGGGGGCGGGGGCGGGCGUUGUGGAGGGCCACGAAGGAGAAGCAGCAGCAGCUGCAGAGGUCACACUGGUGCUGCCGUCAGAAGUUGUGGAGGUUGCGCUGGCCAAGGUGGCGGACUGGGUUCUGGACGAGGGCCGGCGCGGCUUCCUGCAGCCGUCGGAGCUGUGUGGGGUGGUGGCGCUGCUGGCGGGGCAGUUGGGCGCCAGCCGCAUGGAGCCCACGGCGCCGGGGGCCUACAGCGUCGAAGACGUGGGCUCCAUUCUGUGGAGCCUGGCUUCCCUGCUCGGGGCCGCUGAGGGCCUCGAUGGCGACGCCUCGGGCAUCAGCAGCAGCGGUGGCAGCAGUGGCGGUGGCGACACGAGCCAGGGGCUGGCGGCGGUGGCCACUGGCACGCUGGCUGUGGUGCGGGGCUGGCUGGCGCGGGAGGAUGUGCGGCAGGAGCUUGCAGGAUGCGGCUACCUGUCCCAGCUGGUGUCGCUCCUGUGGGGCUAUGCGGCAUUGGCCGCGGCGGUGUCCUCCAGUAGCCCCAGCAGCAGCUCCGCACCCGGACAGACCGUGUCAGCGCCGCAGGCGCAGGUGGAGGUGGGGGAGGCGAUGGGGAAGGCAGUGGAGGUGGAGGCGGCGGUGGGGGCCUCACUGGACGCACUGGCACGUCGGGCUGUGGAGCUGCUGUCGCUGUCAUACGGCGCGGGCGAGGCGCCGGUGCCGGCCGCCGACCUGACCGACCUGUCCUGGGGGCUGGCGGCGGCGGGGCGGCGCUCGCCCGACACCGGGCGCCUGGCGGAGGCGGUGGCGCACGAGGUGUACCGCCAGAUCUCCAACCGCUACAGUCUGCAGAUGCCAUUCUCGCCGUCUGACCUAAUCAAGAUUGUACAGUCGUACGCCCGCCUUAAGAUCAAUGAUGGCUCGGUGCCGCGCAUGCUAGACGCCGUGGGGGGCCACGUGGCCAAACGCAUCCGAGCGCGCCACGUGUCCGCCAUGACCCGCCCCUCAGACAUUGCGGCACUGCUGCAGGGCUUUGCAGAUGCGGGUCACCGCACUGUGGUCAUCCCCGAGCUGCUGGCGGCGUGCGGCGUGCAGGUUUGUCGUGAGGUCGCCAUGCACAACGAGUCCCUGUCUCCCACACCCGCGCCGCCGCGGAACGCCAGCACCAGCAGCAGUGGUGGCAGCGGCGGCGCCUCCAGGGAGGGGGCAGCAGCCCGCUUCCGGCGCCCGCACGCGCCCGUGUGGGAGCUCCAACCGCCGCCGCCGCCGCCCCAGGUGGCCGGGCACCACUGGUCCAUCUUCCUGUCGCCGGCCCAGGUGGCCUCCAUCCUGGACUCCUUCCUGCGCCUGGGCCCCACCCCCGCCACGCCCUACCACCCCAGCCCCCUGCUGCUCGACUCGCUGCUGCUGGCGGUGCGGCCCCAGCUGCCGUACAUGACGGCGGCCGAGGCGGCGGAGCUGACGGGGCGGCUGGCGAUGCUGAGGCACGUGCCGGGGCCGCAGACGUUGGAGGACCUGGCGGCAGCUGCGCUGCGUGCGGAGGGCCCAACAGCACCGCCCGGCACUGGCGCCAGCAGCAGCACCAGCACUGCCGCCGGCACCACCUCCACCACGGCUGUCCACAGGCUGAGGGCGCUGUGGGCCCUGAUGAUGAUGGGCUGGCAGCCCCCGCCAGGCGCCGCAGAGGAGGUGAUCGAUGCGUUGCUGGUACUUGACGAUCACGAUGAAGACACCGAAGAGGAUGACGAGGGGGGCGAGGACGCGAAUGGCGCUGGCACGCGCAGGCCCCGCCUGCUGCUGUCGGUUGCAGACGCGGGUCGCCUCAUGUCCGCCCUCUGCCUGCUUCCGCUUGCCUCUCCUUCGCCCGCCUUCACCUCCGCCUCCUCCGCCUCCACCUCCACCGCGGGCUUCACCUCGGGCUCCACGCAGAGGCCGGGGGGCCUGACCAUCCAGCGCUUCGGCCGCAGCUGCCUGCGGCUCCGUCAGGCGGCAGCCGCGGCGUCGGCGUCGCCACGUGGGAGCAGCCGCAGUCGCAGCGGGUCAUUACGCAACAGCCGUGAGGGGGCGGGUGGCGGCGCAGGUGGCGGCGGCGGCGGCGGUGAUGACAUGGAGCAUGCGGUGUUGGCGUGUGGCGCGGCCAUGACGUUGCUUGGGCACGAGGGCUGGGAGAUGGCCGACCAGGUGCUGCCGCCGGCGCUGUUCCGGCGGGCGGGCGGUGCGGUGCGGCGGCUGCUGGCCGCGCCGUACCGGGGUGUGGAGGACAGUUCGGUCGCGGACGUGGCGGCGGCGCUUGGGGAGCUCGUGGCUGACAGCCGAGGCGCUGAGGCCGCGGCGGUGGCUGCGCCGGGGUCGGCCGCGGCAGGCCAGGCGGCAGUGUGGUCGGCGUUCCGUGUGCCGCUGGACCCCCCGCCACUGCCGCCGACACUGGCGCGCCCUGCGGCUGCUACUGCUGCGACGGCCGCAGUCGGAUGGUCGCAUGUGGGCCAGGAUUGUGAGGCGGCGGAGGGGGAGGAGGAGGAGCAGGAGGAGGAGGAGCAGGAGCUGGCGAGUAGCUACGAGCCGCUGGAGUGCGCGGCGCUGUGUGCGGCCGUGCCCGUGGCGCACGUGGGCCAGGCGUUGUGUCCCCCUUCAUCGGAUACGCCGCCGCCGGCAGGGCCUCAUGCGGAGCAGGACUGCCCGGUCGAGGACCAGCACCGGGGCUGCGGCCAACAACAGCAAUUUGUGACGCUGGUAGUGGACGUGUGCCUGCCGCAUGACUACGCCGGCAAUGCGCCGGGGCUGCUGCCGUGGGGCUGGACAAGCAUGCGGCAGAAGCUCCUGACGCACUGCUGCGCCGCCGCGGGACUGGCGGCGGCGACGGUGGUGGCGGAGGCUGCCGGGGCGAAGGGCGGGUUGGACACAGCCCGAGGGGGAGCUGGAUGGAAGGUGGGAUUGAUUUCGGGGCAGGAGGCAGCAGGGGUGCGGGUGCUUCAGCUGGAGGAGCGGGCGUUGUACCAGAUGCAGGGCAGCGCGGAGCGGGUGCGGGCGUAUGUGCGCAAGGCGGUGCGCCGUGUCAGUGCGUAACUUUACAUUGUGAAGAUGAAAGUAAGGAUCGCGUAUUUGAUUAGGGAUAUGAUGUGACCAUUGAUCACUAACGCAGGAGGAGUGCGUGAAGCGCUUAGCGAACUGGCAUGAGCACGCGUGAGCAGGCGGGUAUGUAAGUGAGCCAGCGCCGGCUGGCGUGGGCCGGGCGGGCGUGGGCUGGUGCACUGGUUUGACACGCGUCGCUCUAUAAUGAUG
Messenger RNA from Chlamydomonas reinhardtii, 4021 nucleotides. RefSeq lists its product as uncharacterized. The record is from RefSeq and is a predicted model, not a curated record. The transcript has 15 exons. Lineage: Eukaryota; Viridiplantae; Chlorophyta; Chlorophyceae; Chlamydomonadales; Chlamydomonadaceae. Bases 239 to 3805 code for a protein of 1188 amino acids.